AUGGAUAAUAUUUCGGAGCAACGCGCGUGUAUUAAAUUUUGUUUCAAAAUUGGUAAAAAUGCUACGGAAAGUUUUGAAUUAAUAAAAUUGGCUUUUGGAGAUAUUGCACUAAGCCGAUGUGUAACUUUUGAUUGGUUCAAACGUUUUAAAGAAGGUCGUAUAUCCAUUGAAGAUGACCAUCGUCCUGGGCGUCCAUCAACAUCAAAAACAAAUGAUAUCAUUUCUCUAGUUCGAGACAAAAUUAGAUCCGACCGAAAAUUAACUGUCAGAGAAGUAGCUAAUGAAGUUGGCAUAUCAAUUGGUACUUGUCAUUCGAUUUUAUCAGAUGAAUUGGGUAUGAAAAGAGUGUCCGCAAAAUUAGUGCCAAAAUUGUUAACCGAGGAGCAAAUGGAACAUCGCAUUGAA
Diuraphis noxia (Russian wheat aphid) is the source of this 405-nucleotide messenger RNA. RefSeq lists its product as uncharacterized. The record is from RefSeq and is a predicted model, not a curated record. NCBI's taxonomy places the organism in Eukaryota, Metazoa, Arthropoda, Insecta, Hemiptera, Aphididae.